Messenger RNA from Pseudozyma flocculosa PF-1, 678 nucleotides. RefSeq lists its product as uncharacterized. Lineage: Eukaryota; Fungi; Basidiomycota; Ustilaginomycetes; Ustilaginales; Ustilaginaceae. Bases 1 to 678 code for a protein of 225 amino acids. The transcript is spliced from 5 exons. The record is from RefSeq and is a predicted model, not a curated record.
AUGCACCUCCUCCCGUCGUCUCGCCUGACGCUCCUCGCCAUCUCCGCGCCCCUGCUCCUCAGCCGCUCCGCCAUCGCCGCCUCGCCCCAGGCUGCAUUCAGGAUGUCGUCGUCGUCGCCGUCGUCGGCCGCCACCACGCUCAACCUGCCCGCGCAGGAUCCCCAGUUCGAGGCGCAGCUCGGCGGCGCCGGUGCCAACCUCGAUCAGAGGACCGAGAGGCUCGUCGCCGAUUCAGUCUCGCUCUUCAGCGCCAAGCCCUCGCCCGAGAUCUUUGCCCGCAGCUGGAACAAGGACGCCAUCUUCGCCGACCCCAUCGCCUACGCCGAGGGCGCGCGCCAGUACAUGGCGCAGUGGUACGGCAUGCCCGCCGCCUUCUCGGCUUCGGAGCUCCUCAAGUGGAGGCUGGUCAAGAGCGACGCCGACGAGGUGCAGUACGUGCAGAGGCAACGGUACAAGAUCAAGCUGAUUGGCGUCGAAAAGGAAAUCACCUCGACGGUGGCGCUCCAGCUCGACCACGAGGGCAAGAUCAAGCGCUUCGAGGACCGCUGGGACCACAAGCCCCUCCCCUCGGGCUCGAUUGCCAUGGGGCUGCGCAAGCUCAACGCCGUCACGGUGCCGCUCGUCGUCGGCGUGCCCAAGGAGAGCAAGCAGGUCUUUGAGCCCAAAAAGGAGCUCUAA